CUCGUACAAAACGAUAUUGGAUAUUGGGGUCAUUUGAAGUGAAGGUCAACUUUCGCUAAACUUAAGAAAUAUGUAUUAGCGGCAUAUCUUUAUCGAAACCAUGUCCACUUACAAUAUUUCCUAGUUGUGGCCAUUAUGUUACUGCAUUCAGAAAGUUCCUCCUCAGUAUGCAGAUGUUCACUAUAUUUUACUGUUUUGCUGAUAAUUACUAGCGAAUAUGAGGUGCUAGUUGGAUCUAAUCAGCAUUUUUCAAAUGAUCAUAUCAAGAAACAGUUAGAGAAGGCGUUUAUUCGUUUGGCUAGAGAUGAAAUGGGUGUUAUCGCCAUGCAAACAGCCUUUGAUGGAUUGAAAUAUGAAAAGCUGUCAACUGUCAACUUAACACAGAGUUUAGAUAUACUCACGUCGCAGUUAACUCGACGACUUCGAGAUUAUACGCACAUAGUAACGAGUACACGAAAUAUGGCUGUUCGUUUAUAUAGAUCACAUAAAGAUACACCCCUUACACCACGUUUUGAUUGUUGUAACUUGUUUGAAAGAGAUUUGAGGUUAGAUCUCGUAUAUGGUUGUCGUAUCUCACGACGAGAAUGUUGUGAUUUAAUCCCACGAAGUCUGCCAGCUACAGCUUUUAAUCCAGGUCAUAAUUUAACACGAAGAUUUCAACAACAAUUAGAUUAUUGGCCAAAUGUGAAAUGGUUCUUUUUUAUCACCUCGGAUGGUUUGCAUACUGAAUAUCCAGCACACAAUUUUCAGUGUACAACUCCACAUCAUAAGGAUUACACGACAGAUAAUCGGCCAAUAGAUGUAUCAUAUUUUGGUGAUAGCAGUAUCUUUGGGGUUAAUGGGGGUUCUGGUGGAGCAAGUAGUCUCAAUUCAAGAUUAUAUCAGGGAAAACAUCACCAACACCACCAACAACAACUAAAACAAUCAAUUUCAUUUUCUUCAGUUACAAAUCCUUUUCAUUGUCAUAAUCUACAUCAGUUCAGGCAUAGAAGUGCAUUUAUUCGUUCAAUUCUCCCGAAACCAAUAUGGAUGACAAUUAUAUUAGAUCAAGGUGAAGCUAGUCAAACUCAAUUACUUCUUGGUCAGCGUGUUGCACGUAUUCUUUUAGCAUCAUUAAGCGAAAAAGAUUAUGUUAAUGUUCUACUUGUCUCAGAUAAUGUUUUAUACGGUUUAGAGUAUAAUUCAAACAAUAACUAUACUAAAAGUGAUGCAUCAAAAUUACUGAAUUCUACAAUAAAAACCGUUCAAAAUAAACAGUUAUUCAAUAUAUCAAGUGAUGAAUUUGUGUUCAAUCCCCAAGAAAAGAAUCAAACACUUGGAUAUGCUUAUAAAGCUACUGAAGAAAUGAAAGCGUAUUUGGAUCGAUUCAUUCACAGUGUCAAUCGACCUUUACCAGUUAAAACAAAUCAUAUCAAAGCAUUCUAUUAUGCAUUUCAAACAAUUAUUUCAAAUAUGAAACGAUUUCAAAGUGAAAAGAAUCAAUUGAACUCUAUAGAAAUUCCAGAGCAUAUCAUGUUAGCCUACAUUAGUCGAGGUUAUCUGACUGAUUUAACAGAAGCGUCAACAACUCUACGUCUUGUCUCCACCUAUCAAGCUUAUCUGAAUAAUUCUGUGCAUAUUUGUACGUAUAUGCCAACUGAAGAGAAGAGUACUACAGUGCUAUUUGAACAAACAUUCAUGAAAGAUUUAGCUACAAGAUGGUCAUUUUACUCAACAUCAAAUACUUCUAUCGAGUUGAAUAAAUUAUAUCCUCCAAAACAAGGUCAUUUCUUCCCCAUAAAUCGUACCACUGACCUAUCAAAUACAGUUGGAAAAUUUUAUGAAAUUUUUCUUAAACCAACUACAAUAAAUAUUUCAGAUUAUCAAAUGGUUACCAAGUCUACUGGAAACAUUAUUAAACCGCUGAUUAUAUCUUCUGCUACAGAGGAUGUUACUAUUGAAAUAGAACAUGAUCUAAGUGAUACUACAGCUUCACAUGAUGAAAACGAUAAAAUAAAGCCUGUUGAUUUGAACGUGUCAUCGUCUUCGCAUGAGCCCUCUCCUGAAAUUAAUGAUCUGAAGAGUGAACGCUUACCUGAAAGUUUUCCUGUCCAGUAUUCUCUUCCAUAUUAUGAUUUAGAAGGUGGAGAUUUAGUGGUAACAAUAAGUCAAGCGUUUACUGAUCAGGAUAAUUUAAUCGGUGUUAUAGGUAUUGAUGUACAUUUAUUAGAUUUAGUCGAUAAUUUUGUGCAUUUCACCACAUCAGGUGCAAUAGACGGUGGUUCGGAUAGUUCUGUUGCCUUUCUAUUACAAUCACCUGAUGGUUAUACACUUUCUCAUCCGACUUUAACUGAUACAUUGAUAAAACACUAUCAUUUACGUCGUCGAUAUUAUGAACAAAAUGUAUACACUGAUAGGCAUAAUGUUUAUGCGUCUAAUAAUCAUAGAAAUCAAUGGAUAAAUCAUAGAAAUCGUCGACAUUUCGGUGAAAUACGUAACCCAUCAUCUUAUCAAACAGUUUUUACCUCUGGUGGUAUUGACUCUAGGAGCAGCAGCAACGGCCGUAACUGUUUAUUGAGUGCAAGGAAUAUUCCGAAUUUCAGGGAGUCUAGACAACAACAAGAGCCUAUUUUAAAUCCAGAUAUCAGUAGGUUGGAAUGGGUUCCUGGUUUUCAAUCGCUUGUGAGACAUCGUUUAUUGAAUGAAUUGUCUGGUGAAGUUGGUCUUUUGGUGAAACUUACAAGGAGUGAAAUGGAAGUUUACGGAUUAACUGGUAUCAUAAACACUUGUUUUAACACCACUGGGACGACUGCUGAUAGUAACAAUGAUAAAUUACCAAUUCAUGUUGUCUAUCGUUGGAGACGUAUACAUGAGUUAAAUACGCCUUAUAUUGUCGUAGUAAGAUCUGUUCAAUCAUUAUGCUCUGAAUAUCGUCAGCUCUCACCGUUAGUUCCAGAAUUCGAUUUUCAUUAUCAUCGUCUAGACUUACUGAAAGAACCUCAGAAAUGCCUUUUCCUUAAUCAGCUUAUAUCAUUCAGUUUUGGAACUGUUUACUUAUCUCCGCGUGCAUUCGCCCGACCAUUUACUCGUUUAACCCAAGGCUAUUUAGAAGACAUUAAUGAUAUUCGUCAUCUUGUCGCCUAUCUAUUCGAUCAUACUGUAUUGAUCUCAGAUCCUGGACUAGCUGGUAGUAGUACCAGCAGCAGCAGCAGUAGCAGUGCCAGUACUGGCAGUAGUCCAUCGAUUCGAUCCUCUGUAGCAAUUGUAGAAAGAAUUGGAAAAUUUUGGAUGCAUCGAAGUCAUGUUAGUGAACUGAGAGACUUCAUAAUUAGACGGAGAAGCACCUUUUAGUCAAAAGUGUUUUAAAGCAUUCUGCAAUCUUUUCGCUUAUUAAGUUUUCGUCCUUAAUUUACUGUCCACAUGUGCACUUUGGGAGAUGAUUUUACUAUUAGUUACGCUUACCCAAUUGAUUUGUGCUGUGUUGUUAGUAUUACUUCAAUA
This is a messenger RNA of Trichobilharzia szidati, 3480 nucleotides long. The record is from the annotation of a GenBank genome assembly. NCBI's taxonomy places the organism in Eukaryota, Metazoa, Platyhelminthes, Trematoda, Strigeidida, Schistosomatidae.